This is a messenger RNA of Kwoniella botswanensis, 1788 nucleotides long. RefSeq lists its product as uncharacterized. Gene Ontology annotation, cellular component: plasma membrane. The coding region runs from base 1 to 1788 and encodes 595 amino acids. Gene Ontology annotation, biological process: xenobiotic detoxification by transmembrane export across the plasma membrane. Gene Ontology annotation, molecular function: fluconazole transmembrane transporter activity. NCBI's taxonomy places the organism in Eukaryota, Fungi, Basidiomycota, Tremellomycetes, Tremellales, Cryptococcaceae. The transcript is spliced from 10 exons. The record is from RefSeq and is a predicted model, not a curated record.
AUGGACACGCUGAGGGAAUCGUUCGCUGGACAGGUUAUACGUGCCAUUACUGGUAGUAAGCUACUACCCUAUCCCGACGAACGACCGGACUACGUCCUCCCCAAUCGGUAUCGCUUCUCUGAGAAGACGGCACAAUCUGUUGAUCGAGCAUCCCAUUCCCCUCCUGAUCAUCCCUUCCAUGAACGCAACCUCGCCCCAGGAGAAGAUGCUGAACAGCACGGUAGGGCCAGUACUACUUCUCAAGACUCCGAUGCUACGAUGGUGGUUGACGAGCGAUUAGUAACGAGACAAGGUGGACAAGGGUUGUCACCGGAGAAGAUCAAGGAGCUGAUGGGCAAGAGUCAAAUCGUUACAUGGUAUGGUGUAGAUGAUCCCGAGAACCCUCUGAAUUGGUCGCUGUUCAAGAAAUGCUGGCUGGUGGUUAUCAUCAUGUUGAUGACAUCCUCCGUGUACAUGGGAAGUAGUAUCUGGAGUCCAGCGGUCAUGCAAGGAGCAGAGUAUUUCGGCGUAGGACAAGUUACUUCAACCCUCGGUCUCUCGUUAUUCGUCGCUGGCUAUGGGGUUGGUCCUCUUUGCCUCUCACCCGUCACAGAAAUUCCAGCCAUUGGGAGAACUAUCCCUUACAUCGUCACUCUUGCGAUCUUCUGCGUUCUGCAAGUCCCCACGGCGUUGGUGACGAAUUUUGCUGGUUUCGCCGUGUUACGGUUCUUAGCUGGCUUUUGGGGAUCUCCGCCAUUGGCUACCGGAGGCGCAACCAUACAAGAUGUUUUCGCUGCCCAUACCACUCCUUACGCAAUGGGCCUAUGGGGCUUAUCGGCGGCCUCUGCUCCUGCCCUUGCACCUAUCAUCGCUGGGUUUGCUGUAGAAUAUAAAGGAUGGAGAUGGUCGUUCUGGGAGAUGUUGUGGUUGAGUGGAUUUACUCUGGUGCUUGCGAUCUUCACGCUACCUGAGACAUCAUCUGGUACAAUCCUUCUUCGUCGAGCCAAACGUCUUCGUAAACUUACCGGUAACGACAAUUUGAAAUCCGUUUCCGAAAUAUCGUCCGAGAAGAUGACGGGUGCAGAAGUUGCGAAGAUGACACUCAUCCGCCCUUUUAGCAUGACAUUUACCGAACCUAUCGUCCUUGCCAUUGAUCUGUACAUCGGCCUCAUCUACGCGAUUCUCUAUUCUUACUUCGAGAGUUAUCCAAUUGUUUACUCGGAGAUGGGAUAUGGGUGGAGCUUAGGUGUAUCCAAUCUGCCAUUCGCUGCAUUGCUAGUCGGGAGUUUGAUCUCGUAUGCGGGAUAUUGCAUAUGGAACAAGUUAUACUUUGAGAAGAUAUACAAUGACACAAAUCACAACGCUCCUCCCGAGGCUCGACUACCCAUGUCAAUGGCCGCUGCAAUAUGUUUCCCUGUCUCCCUGUUCUGGUUCGCAUGGUCUGCUAACCGCACUCAUUGGAUUGUUCCAGUCUUGUCGGCUGUUGCUUUCGGUAUGGGGACAACGUGGAUGUUCAUGCCUUUCUUGACCUAUCUCCCUCAUGCGUAUCCCGAAUAUGCUGCUUCGGUACUUGCUUCGAACGACUUUUUCAGGUCAAUGAUGGGUGCUGGUAUGCCACUUGCGGCUCAUGGAUUGUUUGUCAACCUCGGUAUCGACUGGGGAAACAGUCUUCUUGGCUUCUUGACUGUGCUUUUCAUCCCCAUCCCAUUCAUACUUUAUAAAGCCGGACCCUGGCUUCGCAAGAAGAGUCCUCGGGCAUUGCACGACAAUCCUGAAGAAUCCUCCAACAAAGACGAUAAUCAGGCUUGA